CUUGUUUUCCAGCUGGCAAUGGGAUGAUGAUAGCCAUAUGGGGAGGAAAUACACCAGCCCCACUACAGGCCAUGCACUUUGGGAGUAGGAUCGGGUCGUUAGUAGCGCCUGCUCUGGCGUAUCCUUUCCUCAGCGCUACCCGUGGGGAAGCUCUCUACGCAAAUGCAACCAUACCUAACAACACCGAGACGACUGAAUUCACAUUUACAUCCAACAUCGAGGUACCAUAUGUGAUAUGUGGAGGAUUAGGCGUAUUUGCAUCACUUGGGUAUUUGGUGGUGUAUUUAGCACCACGGCCCCAAGGACUGGUAUUCACCAAUGUACCUAAAGGAAGGAAUUUAAAGGAAUUGUUACAUCCGGGUUCUUUCACCAAUGGGAAUGCGAGAUACGGUGUAAUCUUGAUGACGUGUAUAUUCUUGUACUUCUCAGUUAACGGGGCAUGUAGUUCACAUUUUCAAUUACUACAAGCUUCAAUAGCCACCGAGACCUUAAAUGCGACAAAACAGGAGGCUUCACUCAUGCAGUUUGCCGCAAGAGGAUCUGCGAUUUUAGGAAAUUUCAUAAUAAUUCCAGUCUCAAAGUUUGCUCCAAUGCCGUUUAUCGUGUUCGUACAAUGCCAUGCUAUCGCCAUAAUCAACAUAACAGCGGUUGCACUGGCUUUAAAGAGUCGUAUGAAUUUUGCGGUUCUCGGCUGCGUCUUUGAUUUCUUCUUUGCCUCAAUAUGGGCGUCUGGGAUGGCAUGGCCGGAGAUGUAUAUUGAUGUGACUGGUUCAGCCAUUAUGAUAUGGAACAUUGGGUGUGGCCUGGGAAACGCUAUAAUGGAAUGGGGUAGUGGUUACAUAUUGCAGUAUCAUGGGGCGCAGUCAGUGAUGUGGCUCUGCGCAGCGUUUGCUAUUUCCUUGUGUUUGCUGAUAUACGUCACACAAUGUGUGAUGUCUUACCAUGGACCAAAGAAAAGACAUCUUGUCCCUACAAACAUUAAUUAAUAAUGAAUCAAUG
Messenger RNA from Owenia fusiformis, 999 nucleotides. Lineage: Eukaryota; Metazoa; Annelida; Polychaeta; Sabellida; Oweniidae. The record is from the annotation of a GenBank genome assembly.